Desarmillaria tabescens is the source of this 1326-nucleotide messenger RNA. Its product is annotated as Metallo-dependent phosphatase. The transcript is spliced from 11 exons. The record is from RefSeq and is a predicted model, not a curated record. Bases 1 to 936 code for a protein of 311 amino acids. Gene Ontology annotation, molecular function: protein serine/threonine phosphatase activity. Gene Ontology annotation, cellular component: FAR/SIP/STRIPAK complex. Lineage: Eukaryota; Fungi; Basidiomycota; Agaricomycetes; Agaricales; Physalacriaceae.
AUGGCACCCUUUGACCUGGAUGCGUGCAUAGAACAGCUGCUGCGAAAACAGCCCCUGAACGAGGCACUGCUGAGAGAAAUAUGUGAGAAAACGAAGGAGGUCCUGAUGCGGGAAUCCAAUGUAGUACAUGUCAGUGCACCCGUAAUUGUAGUGGGGGAUAUCCAUGGUCAGUCCUAUGAUCUUGUAGAAAUAUUCCGGAUAGGUGGAUAUGCGCCCAACACGAACUACCUCUUCCUUGGUGAUUACGUCGACAGAGGGCUGUUCAGCGUCGAAACAAUCUCUCUAUUGACGUGCUUGAAGCUACGGUACCCUGAUCGAGUCCAGUUAAUAAGAGGAAACCAUGAAUCACGCGCUGUCACUCAAACGUACGGUUUCUACACUGAAUGCCUCCGGAAGUAUGGUAAUUCGCACGUCUGGACAUACUUCACCGACAUGUUCGACUUCCUGACUCUGUCGGUGGUCAUUGACGACCGAAUAUUCUGUGUACACGGCGGUCUAUCACCCUCUAUACAUUCAAUAGAUCAAAUCAAAGUCUAUGACCGCUUUCGAGAGAUACCCCAUGAGGGUCCUAUGGCCGACCUCGUCUGGUCAGAUCCCGAUCCUGAGAAAGAGGAUUUCGCAAUCUCUCCAAGAGGGGCUGGAUACACGUUUGGAUUCGGCGUUGUCCAUAAGUUUCUCGAGAUCAACAACAUGUCGCAUAUCCUCCGUGCCCACCAGCUAUGUAUGGAGGGCUAUUCCUCUCUGUUCGAUAAGCAUCUUAUAUUGGAAGUCGGACCGGGCGGAUCCAUGUAUUUUAACGUGUUCGAAGCCGCACCCGAGAACGAAAGAGACGGACCGACCUCCGGAGUAUUUCUUAUAAACGCCCAUCCGGCACCACCCACGCGAAUUGUGGAUUAUCGAUCUCGCCAACUUCAAGAGUGUCAUUGCAUUCGCUGACAAGGCUGAGCAGGAGCUGGACCGACUGGAUAUCCUGGUGGAGAAUGCUGGCAUUGCAACAUGGAACUAUGAACAAGUAGAGGGUUGGGAGAAAACUAUACUUACGAAUAAUCUCGAUCCUGGCCUACUCGCUAUUCGUAUGACCCCAAAGAUGCUCGACACCGCGCGCAAGUAUUCGGUCAACCCGAGGCUCGUCAUCGUCGCAAGUGAUGCGCACUAUUGGACGACGAUAGAACAAAAUGUCGUCGCUUCCCCUGGAAUCCUCGCGAAGCUGUCAGACAAGGAGUAUUGCACAGAAGAGUACGUUCAAGUCCCGUAUGGUCCCGCAUCUUUGUUGCUGAAUUAUGAAUGAGGGUAAUGAAGCACCGGUACCAUGAUACCAAAUGUGCG